Myripristis murdjan (pinecone soldierfish) is the source of this 3360-nucleotide messenger RNA. It is a transcript of the gene adoa, whose product is annotated as 2-aminoethanethiol (cysteamine) dioxygenase a. The transcript has 2 exons. Gene Ontology annotation, cellular component: mitochondrion. Bases 286 to 1080 code for a protein of 264 amino acids. NCBI's taxonomy places the organism in Eukaryota, Metazoa, Chordata, Actinopteri, Holocentriformes, Holocentridae. Gene Ontology annotation, molecular function: oxidoreductase activity, acting on single donors with incorporation of molecular oxygen, incorporation of two atoms of oxygen. The record is from RefSeq and is a predicted model, not a curated record.
CAGACGAAGAGGUGAGACGGGGUGGAAAAUGACUGGAGGGAGGUUGCUAUCUGGAGGUGGAAUUAUACUUUAUCAUCAUGGAGUUCCUCAUGUUUUCACGAUAAACGCAUUUUUAUUGUGUUUGAACGUGGACUUAGCACGCCGGGGUGAACUUUGGUGAGAUCCGGAAAGCUGCGGGGCGUUUGUUUUGGGCAGGGUCGUACCCUGAGCGGAGCCAGGGCAACACCGAUAACCAUUACGUUAGUUGGGUGUUUUUUUUUUUUUUUUUAAUUUUCUGUAGCCAAAAUGCCGCGGGACAACAAAACUCCUCUUAUUCAGAAGAUAGCCAGGAAAGCCUACUCCACCUUUAAAGACUUGAACAACUCCUCUAACGGGGACCACAAAGCCCUUUCGGAUAAAAACAGUGAGCUCAUCGCGUUAGUGACCGCGGUCAGAGCUGCCGACCUGAAAAUUGCUCCAAGGAAAACGAAGGCUGGCUCCGGGGCGGCGGAGCUCCAGAGCCCCCCGGUCACCUACAUGCACAUCUGCGAGACGGACGCGUUCAGCAUGGGCGUCUUCCUGCUCCGGACCGGCGCCUCCAUCCCGCUGCACGACCACCCGGGCAUGAACGGGAUGCUGAAGGUGCUCUAUGGGAAGGUGAGCAUCCGGUGUUUCGACAAGCUGGAGGACAGCCUGACCGCCAAGACGCCCCCGCCUCUUUUUGAGCCUCCUCUCUCCCCGUUCCAGACCGGCUCCCUGCGGCGCUCGGUGCUCCGCUCCAUCGGCGAAUUCUCCGAGGAGAGCGGGCCGUGCCUCCUCACUCCUCAGCAGGAUAACCUCCAUCAGAUUGAUGCGGUGGAAGGGCCCGCAGCUUUCUUGGAUAUCCUGGCACCGCCGUAUGACCCGGAUGACGGGCGGGACUGUCACUAUUACAAAGUCCUGCGGGUUGCGGAAGAAGCCGGGGCAGACGUUAAGGCCAAUGAAGAGCAGCAAGGAGAGGAGAAGGAGAAAGAGAAGGAGAUGUGGCUGCUAGAAAUCCCCCAGCCAGAUGACUUCUGGUGCGGUGGGGAACCCUACCCAGGCCCUCCUGUCUCUAUUUGAAUAAAACGUCCUAUAGAAGGCAGAGGACCGCAGCAUAUAAUAGUAAUGUAAUGAUAAAUGUGAUACUCCGCCAAUUCCCCAAAGGGAAAUUCUUUUUUUCUCCAGCCCCCUUCUACAGGAAGGUCAGGGUCAAAACAUGGAACUGGCAGGGAUUCAGUGCCUUGCUCAGGGACACGACAGCAGGACAGAUGCUUACAGACAUGGGGCCUUGAACUCAGGUCAUCUGGUUAAAGGACAGGUUCUCCAACCACCAGACCAUCCUGACACCACAAACAGCAUAAGGACCACUAAGUUGCCUUCUAAAACCCCCAGUAGCCUAACUGGGACAAGUGUUGCGUUCGUGGAAACAUUUGGAAUCAGUAUUUGUGCCCUGUUGUCUGUUGCAGACCACAGUGUUGGCCUGUAAACAUGUGAUAAUCAUUGACCAAACACUAUUUGCAGUGGUGGGAUAUGUUAAGCGAGGCUUCACUUGCCUUUUACACAUCAUUACAUAUGUUGAACAUUUCACUCUGCCACGGAGGACUUCCAAACACUGACAUGUCUUAAUGCCAAAGCCUGUAACUUAUGUCAUCCUUCAGCCUUAUUCGUGAAUAUUGAAUGUAUACUUGUGAAGAGUGUCAUAUUGUACACCCUCAUGUCUUCUUCCAGAGUGCACACACACUACAUUCUAUUCAUUUUGUUGUUUUGUUUUUAAUUUAUUCCAAAGAACAUGGCUACACAGGCCUGAAAGGUAUGGGGGAACACUGUUUUGUAAGAUGGAUUUACCACACAAUUUAUGAGGCAGUACAUUCACUACCAUGUCACAUAUUAUUUCUCUUUAUCUAUGCAGUGAUAAGGAUUAUAUGAUAUUCAUAUUGCCCAGUUAUGACGAGUGUGCAUUAGAGAUGUCAAGUUUGAAAUGUACGAUCGAAUUGUUCUGGCACGUGAUGUCACAUCCUGUUUUGGAACGAGUUCUAUACAGUUUUGAAACUUUAAUCAUGUGACUUAUGAUGUAUGGGUUAAACAUGGCAAAGCCAAAGUCUUUGCAGUUGGUUUGGACGCUGGGAAUUUGGGACCAGUUGUACAAAUGAAAACAAAUGGGUGGAUUUUCCAGCAAGAGAUAAAAAGGAAAGGGUGUACGCUAGGUGCAAAAAUUAUAUCUCUGUUUUGAAUGUUGAAGAUUUGUCACAGCUCUCAUUCCAAAAAUCUUAAGGUUUUAAGCCUCAGCACCGGAGCAACUGUUUUGAAUUGGAGAGCAGAUACUUCCUGCCCUUGCGUUGUAAUUAUUGUAACUUAAACUUGAUCAGGUUGAAAGCAGCAAAUCUGCAGUGUCACUUUUCUGUUAAUUGGUCCACAGUAAUAGAGAUAUGAUUCUUAUGUUUUACAAUUAAAACGCAGAAAGGAAAAGAAAUCAAGAAAUGAAUGAAUUGAGUGAGUUUGCUUUUCCCAGGGUUCCCACACACCCACAAAUUGGGAAACUGAUAAAAUAUCCUGGAAAUAUUAGUGAGAAACUUAGUGAGAUCCUGGAAAAUUAUAUUCAAUUAUAAAUAAUAUUCAGUGUUCCCCUCAGCUCACAUACAUAUUUGUAGCUGCUGAUGCCUUGUGUGAGCACCUGUUUGUAGCCAGCUAGUGCAUUUUGGUGUUCUGCAGCAUCACAUGUAUGAAAGGCCAAACAUGCCUAGGUUAAUGGGUUAUUUUUUUUUUUUUUUACACGUUAACAACAUGGUGGAAAAAAUGCUCAAAAUGUUUUGAUAACAUGUCAUUUCAGGUGUCAGUUUUGCUCAGCUUUGAGCUAUUUAGCCACUUUGUUCAUCAUUCUUAGAUGACUUGUGAGCAACAGCUAACAUGUAGAUAGGUCAUUGAAUAUGUCCUCGAAAAGUCCUGGAAAGUGAUUUCCAAAAAAAGAGUGGGCAUGUUGUUUUCCAUUUAACAUUCCAGAGAAGAAAAAAGCAAAUUUGUAGCUUUUUGUUUGUUGUAAAGGUACACACAUCGGCAUGCCUCAUGAAAAGUCCAGUCAAGAAACUGGUGUAAGAAAAGGAGAAAAUGUGUAGCUAAAUCCUGAAAAAAAAAUAGUAUCACUACGUGUAACUCUUGGUUAAUAUUUUUUAAAUGUUGAGCAGCUUGAUGAACCUGCCUGUAUCACUCCUGUCUGUGUGUGAGCUUCAGUGUGUAUCGUGAGCCUGUUUGGGCCCUACAUUAGAUUCCACACAGGUCCAAAUCUAUCUCAGUUCUCCUAAUUGUUCUGUUACUCUCAUGCUGAAUGUACUUGGAGCAAUAAACUAGAUGUGAAUAUUCAUGUCA